Molecule: messenger RNA, 4520 nt
Organism: Procambarus clarkii (red swamp crayfish)
Lineage: Eukaryota; Metazoa; Arthropoda; Malacostraca; Decapoda; Cambaridae
Product: Structural maintenance of chromosomes 6
Biological process (GO): double-strand break repair via homologous recombination
Cellular component (GO): Smc5-Smc6 complex; site of double-strand break; nucleus
Molecular function (GO): damaged DNA binding; single-stranded DNA binding
Source: RefSeq, a predicted model, not a curated record
UGAGUGUUCGUGUUGUUUACAUAGAGGUGGCGGGAAGAGGGCUACAGCUGGGCUCCAGGCCCGUCUCUCAGUUGGUGGUGUCGUCGGGAGUCACCUCUAUCCUUACUUAAGUGGCUCGAGGGAGGCUAAGGAAUAAAGCCAAAGAUGUCUCUACAUGGGUCCCAGAGAGAUGAUGAUGAUGACGACGAUAGUACUGAGGUGGAUGACGGGAAGAGACGAAGUUACAAACGGCACAAACCAUGUCGUGAGAACAGCAGCAGCAACACGAGUACAUCCUUUGAUCUACAGCUAUCACAUGAGGAGAGUGCUUCGGCUGGGGUCCUGGAAUGGGUUACAGUCAAGAACUUCAUGUGUCAUGACCACUUGAAUUUCACCUUUUCCUCGAACAUCAACUUUGUACAAGGAAGAAAUGGGAGUGGCAAGAGCGCAAUUUUAACAGCAGUGGUAGUUGGCCUUGGAGGUAGUAGUCGUUUAACAAAUAGAGGAAAUAAUCUUAAAGAACUUGUGAAGUAUGGAAAACAAAUAGCCACAAUCGAGAUUGGAAUAAAAAACUCUGGGAGAGAUGCCUUCAAGCACGAAUUGUUUGGUGACUCGAUUGUUGUUGAACGCAAGAUACACAGUAAUGGUGGAGGAGGAUACAAGAUAAAGGCUAAAAAUGGUACUAUUGUCUCGGUGAAGAAGGAUGAAAUGCAAAGAAUGUUAGACCACUUCAACCUGCAAGUUGAUAACCCUAUCACUGUUCUCAAUCAAGAUAUGUCUCGAGCGUUCCUGAAAUCUACGGACCCACAAGCACUGUACCAAUUUUUCCUGAAGGCUACACAGUUGCAGCAAAUGAAAGAAGAUUACAAUCAACUGGACAAAGCUCUCAACAUAUCUCUUACUCUUAUUCGGGAGCGGAAGGAGAUUCUACCAUUGCUUAAGAAGGAGGUAGAUGAACAUCGUGCCCAGUAUGAAUUUUCUUCUAUCUUUGCUAGUAAAAUGAAAAAGAAGGUGCAGGAUUUGCGGAAAGAAUUAGUGUGGGCAUUGGUUAUACGAGCAGAAAAGGAGGAACAAAAUGCUCGUGAAGAACUUGAACAACAUGAAAGCAAAGUAGCUGCAGUUCAAGAGAAGAUUAAUAACUUUCGUGCAAAGUAUGAGGAGGAAAAACGACUACACAGUGAGAUCCAAGAAGAACUAAACAAUAUGACCAACAAGGUGAUGGACAUUUCACAACAAGUAAAAGCGUCCAAUGAGUCAAUGAUAAGAGCAAAAAAGCUGCACAAGGACAAACAAAUGCAUUGCCUCACUGCUGAACGAAAAGUUGCAAAUAUUCAGACAGAAGUAACUCAUUUGAAAGAAGCAGUUGCAAAAGAUAAUGAUGAGGCACAAUCUAAAUGGCUGAGGCAGCAUACAGUGUGGCAGGAAAAGGUGAAUGAGAAAAAGAGUGAAAUAGAAGUGCUGGAACAGAUCAGGAGAACUGAGGAAUCUCAUCUUCAGAACAUUCAGAACACUGUUGAUAUGAAAAAAAUUGCUUUGGACAACAUGUUUCAGGAAGAAAAAGCUUUGAGAAGCGAAUAUCAGUCACUGGAACAAGAACUGAGAAGCUUGAAAAGCAACAAUUCCACUGUAUUUGGCCAUUGGGUACCACAGCUUCUUCAGGAAAUUGACAUUGCCUAUGAACGAGGAGCAUUUUCUAAAAAACCAGUUGGGCCCCUGGGUUCUUAUAUAAAACUUGGCAAUGAGCAGUGGGGACACGUAGCGGAGUUUGUCAUAGGAAAUAGGAUCAAAAGCUUUUGUGUAGAUAAUUACAAUGAUAAAAAAGUCUUAACAACGAUUAUUAAAAAAAUGAAGUUUGGCAGAGAACCUGAACCAACUAUAAUAGUGUCAAGGUUUAGGGAUAAGGUACAUGAUGUGCGAAGGUUUGAGGUGCAGUCGAACAUGUAUCCUUCUCUAUGGUCAGUUCUCAUCCCCAGUAAUAUUGUAGUUGCAAAUACAUUGCUUGAUCAGAUGCAAGUUGAGUCCAUCUUACUGAUCCCUACUGUACAGGAGGCUGGACUUAUUUUGAAAGAUGUAGCAACAGUUCCUCUGAAUUGUAAGGCAGCCUUCACAUUGAAUCUGGACAACUAUACCCCUGACCCCAACUACCGUGUGUACACGGGAAAAGGCCAAGUACCUACUAAGUAUUUGCAAGUGUCUGUGGAACAAAAAGUGAGGAACACUCAAGCUAAGUUGCAAGAAAUGAGAAAAAACAUGGAAGAGUUUAAUAAGCAAAUGCAGGAGGAACGAGUGAACAUGAGUAACCUAGAAGCUGAAAUAUUGCCAUCGAGAAGAAAGCUGAUGCUUAAUAAGAAAAUGCUGGAUCAGUCACGUUUACAGUUGGCCAACUUGAUGAAUCAAGAGGAGCCUCCCCCACCAGAUGUGUCUCAACUUGAGGAAGAUAUAAAACAACAGGAAGCAGUGUUGAGAGAAGCUCAGAUUAAUUUGGAAAAGAUCAAGGAAGAAGUUGCUAGCAGUCAGAAUUCUUUCAGAGAAUCUUCAAUAGCAUUUGAAAAAUUGAAAGGGGAUGAAAAGUCCUUUUAUGAACAAGCUGAAAAUUUGAAGGAGAAAUUAAACCUGACUGAACAUAAUGUCAACAAAAACCUGCAGGCCAGUGAAAUGUACAAAAAGAAGGAAAAAGAAUUAAAUAAAGGCAGAAUUGAGGCACAGAAGAAGCUAAAGAAAGCAAGUGAUGAUGUAGAGAAAGAGUUGCAAAAUACUACUAAUUUUCAACCGCGCAUAAACACCAACAGGAGCGUUGAAGAAGUAGAACGCCAGUACAAUGGUCUUCUAGCUAGACUAAAUAAGGAAAGUGCUAAUUGUGGUGACCCAGUGCAAAUAGCACAAAGAUAUAAAGACACCAAGGAAAGAUAUGCUAAAGUCUCUGCAGAAAUGGAUUCACAUUAUAGUUUAAUAAAGAAAAUAUCGGAGAGCCUUGCAGAAAGACAGGAGCACUUCAAAAAGUUUCGGAAAUUUUUGUCCAUAAUGAUAAAAUCCAAUUUCAAAGCUUCUCUCUGUAUUCGCAACCUCGUUGGGGACUUGAUGUUUGACUUUGAAAACCAGACCCUAUCUUUGAAUGUUUUCAAAAAGGGAAGUGGACAGGAUGUAGAUUCAGUCAGAAGUGCAAACUCUGGAAAUCGGGAUAAAAAGCGGAUGCCACAGCAGACAUUAGCAAUGAUGUCAGGAGGAGAACGCUCUUUUUCAACUGUGUCCUUCAUCAUUGCUCUCUGGGAUGUCAUUGAAUCCCCUAUAAGGAUUUUGGAUGAGUUUGAUGUUUUUAUGGAUAUAGUGUCCAGGAAGCAAAGUAUGACUAUGAUGAUCAAAGCAGCCAAGUGCAAGACUCAGUAUAUCUUCUUGACUCCACUUGACAUAGACACUAUUGCUCACCCAAAUAUUUAUAUAUUCAGAAUGCCUGACCCCGAAAGAAACGAUUCAGAAAGACGAGGAAUUGAAACGUGAGAAGCCCCAUUUUGCAUGAUCAAAUCUUCCAUAAUUCUUUGUGUGCAGAUGUGUGUUGGUGUAUGGGUUAAAACAAGGGUAUAUAUGAGGGUGUUGUGGACAGUGGUACUGUGUGUCCAGUAUACAUCCAAGCCAUUGCUCACCUUAUUAAAAAUUGGUAUAGUUGUAUAAGGAUGAAUUUUUUUUUUUUCCAACCUCAGUCAUCAAGGUUUGAAAGAUUCUAGUUAACUAAAUGAAAGAAGUUAUAGCCGAGGACUAUAAAGCCUGGAAAUAAUUGAUAUUAGUCAAACUUGAUAUUUGUCGAUAAUUGUUUUUAUUUUCUGUAUUCUAAAAGGAUACUGUAAUAGAGAAACAAUAGUUACUCUAUUUUAAAUUAACAAAUGUGUUGUAUCUGUGAAAUACAAAAGGGUUAAUACGUUCUGAAAUUAAUUCAAUGUUAAAUUAUUUGUUGUGCUUCAGAUGAGUAGAAGCCAGUUAUGGCCACUUGAAAUAAUGAGCACCAAUCACUUUUGACCUCAAAGUGACUGGUGCCAUCUCAUCUUAUUCAUAGGCUGAACUAUAAAUAGGAAUGAAAUUCCUGCUACUAAACUAAAUGCAAGAAUCAUUUGAGAUGCUGGAGUCAGUCAUUGGAUCAUUUGCUCUGAAAUACCCUAUAAGCAUGUAUGAAUGCUAUGAAAGUUUUAUAAUGCAGAUGAAUUUUGGCGAAUUCAAAAUAAUAUUAAGGAUUUUGUACUUCUUAUACUUUUGUAUUACAUUUAACUACAGAAUACAAGCUUGUCGUGAUGUUUGUUGCAUUGUGUUUAUAUGGCCAAAUCAUUAACACAACAGAAACACUGAAGAGUGGGUGUACAAGGUCUGUGUAUCUGUUGUUGAGCCAUUAGAUGAGGUGUGGAGAGCCUGCCUCAUCAUUGGGCUAAUUAGCUGCAAGAUGUCAAUGCAAGCCAUUUUGACCCUUAUUUUCUUUUCUUUUGUGUUCAUUCCAUGUAUACAUUCCCUUUAUUGUUUCAUAAUUUGAUAAGUGAAAUAUAAAGUAUUAUCCACAAGCA